Messenger RNA from Musa acuminata subsp. malaccensis (wild Malaysian banana), 1736 nucleotides. RefSeq names its product allene oxide synthase 2-like. Gene Ontology annotation, molecular function: heme binding; monooxygenase activity; oxidoreductase activity, acting on paired donors, with incorporation or reduction of molecular oxygen. Lineage: Eukaryota; Viridiplantae; Streptophyta; Magnoliopsida; Zingiberales; Musaceae. The record is from RefSeq and is a predicted model, not a curated record. Gene Ontology annotation, biological process: sterol metabolic process.
CCGGCACAACCCCCAUAGAUACGCAUCUCUCUGAAUCCUUCAGAUUGAGAUAACGCCUGUGAGCGCAGCUGCAGCUUCGGUGUAGAUCCCAGCAAUGGCCGAGAGUGCCGCGACUUCCACCGCCACGACUCUCCCCGUCAGAGACAUCCCCGGUGACUACGGCAUCCCCUUUGCCUCCGCCAUACGCGAUCGCCUCGACUUCUACUACUUCCAGGGGCAGGACAAGUUCUUCCAGACGCGGGUCGACAAAUACCACUCCACCGUCGUCCGCUUAAACGUGCCACCGGGCCCGUUCAUGGCCAACGACCCCCGGGUCAUUGCCGUCCUCGACGCCAACAGCUUUCCUAUUCUGUUCGACGUCUCCAAGGUGGAGAAGAAGGACGUCUUCACCGGUACCUACAUGCCCUCCACCUCCCUCACCGGCGGGUACCGCGUCUGCUCCUACCUCGACCCAUCCGAGCCCAACCACGCCAAGGUGAAGCAGCUCCUCUUUAACAUCCUUGCCUCCCGCAAGGACGCCGUCAUCCCGGCCUUCCGCACCAACUUCACCGCCUUGUUCGAGACGAUGGAGUCGCAGGUCACCGCCGCCGGCAAGUCCGACUUCAACAAGCUCAACGAUAACACUUCCUUCGACUUCCUCGGCGAGGCCUACUUCGGCGUCCGUCCCUCAUCGACGGCUCUCGGCUCCACCGGCCCGACCAAGUCCACCAAGUGGCUCUUCCUCCAGCUGUGCCCCCUGAUGACCCUCGGCCUCCCCAAGAUCCUGGAGGAGCUGCUGCUCCACACCUUCCCCCUCCCGCCCCUCAUCGCCAAGUGCGACUACAAGGCGCUGUACAAGUACUUCAGCAGCGUGGCCGGGAGCGCCCUCGACAGCGCCGAGAAGCUGGGUCUCAAGCGCGACGAGGCAUGCCACAACCUCCUUUUCGCCACCGUCUUCAACUCCUACGGCGGCAUGAAGGUGCUGCUCCCGGGGAUCCUGGGCUGGCUGGCGAAGGCGGACAAGAGCCUCCACGUCCGUCUCGCCAAGGAGAUCCGCAGCGCCGUGCUGUUCGAGGGCGGGAAGGUGACGCUCAACGCGGUGGAGAAGAUGGAUCUGACCCGAUCGGUGGUGUACGAGGCGCUGCGCAUGGACCCGCCGGUGAAGUACCAGUACGGCAAGGCGAAGCAGGACCUGGUGAUCGAGAGCCACGACGCCGCCUUCAAGGUGAAGAAGGGGGAGAUGCUCUUCGGGUACCAGCCGUUCGCCACCAGGGACCCCAAGGUGUUCGACGACGCGGACCGGUUCAUCGGUGACCGCUUCCUGGGGGACGAGGGCAAGAAGCUGAUCAAGUACGUGGUGUGGUCCAACGGACCGGAGACGGAGAGCCCAACAGUAUCGAACAAGCAAUGCCCCGGGAAGGAUUUUGUGGUGCUGGUGGGUCGCCUGCUGGUGGUGGAGUUCUUCCUCCGCUACGACACCUUCACCGCCGACGUAGGCACGGUACUGCUCGGGAGUCAGGUCACCGUCACCUCGUUGACCAAGGCCGCCGCCUCCUCCUCCGACGUCUAGUCGUCGGAUCGUGUCCUCCUCGUUGACCAACCCAGCUAGUUGGCAAUAACCGUCGCCCUCGACGGGGUGACUUUCCGUGUUGCUCUCUCUCUCUCAUGAGUGCCUGUUAGGAACGUGCACCGCUCCGCUGUAGUGUCUGUGUUUUGUAUUCAACGAAUAAAUAUAUAUAUAUAUAUAUAUAUAUAUA